CGCGAGCUGACAACAGGCAUUUGAGACAGCCUCCACCCGUGGGCACUUCGUCAGCUCGGGACCAGCCUCCUCCAACCUCACCAUAGUUCAGGUCUCCAGCCUCCCCAAACUCCAGUCAGAAUGCCUCCCUACGAGAGAUCCAUGGAAAUCACGCCUUUCAAGCUAAAGAAGUGCCUCGCAACAAGAAAAGAUGAAGUCUGCACUAUUCGGUCUAAGUUCCCCAACAAAUUACCAGUAAUUGUGGAGCGAUACCUUCGCGAGAAAAAGCUUCCUCUGCUGGACAAAACCAAAUUUCUUGUCCCACAUGAACUGACAUUAGGGCAGUUCCUCAGUCUGCUCAGAAGUAAGAUAGCACUAGAGGCAUCUCAAGCGCUGUACCUACUGAUCUCAGGAAAGAACACGUCCUGUUUGUCAGCCAGCAUGGGAGAAGUUUACUCGCAGUUCAGAGACCCCGAUGGCUUUCUCUACAUAACCUAUGCAUCCCAGGACAUGUUUGGAUGAAGAGACCCUCAGAAAUGAGCAUGACACACAGAUCCCCUCACAUACCUCCAGACUGAUGCCUCUCUGAGAUCAUGUAUUGCUGCUAAAUGAAGACUCUCACUGUGCAUCACACCUAAAACCACACAGACCAGAGGACGAGAGGACUCUUGUGACCUUUUUUUUUAAUAGUUUAGAUUUCUUUGAGGCAAAUGUUGAAGCAUAAUCAGUAGAUUUGAAAGAGGUUACAACUGAGCCGUCUAAUAUGAAGAACAGAAAAAUGAUGUCCCUUCUCUCAAGCUGCUCCGUCAUGAGGCUCCAACACAAAAAAGGACGUCCUGUCCUGGGAUGUCCUGUCACAAUGAGACAGGGUCUGUUCGAUGCUGGUUUCCUUUCCUUGUUCUUUCUGUGACUGUGCAUCUGUGUUUCUGAAACAAACACAGAGGGAAACGGACAAAUAAAAUCUAUUUAAGCACCUACUGGAAUGAAAAUGUGUGCAAACAACACGGUCA
Molecule: messenger RNA, 989 nt
Organism: Carassius carassius (crucian carp)
Lineage: Eukaryota; Metazoa; Chordata; Actinopteri; Cypriniformes; Cyprinidae
Gene: map1lc3cl
Product: microtubule-associated protein 1 light chain 3 gamma, like
Exons: 4
Coding region: 121-501 (126 amino acids)
Biological process (GO): macroautophagy; autophagy of mitochondrion; autophagosome assembly
Cellular component (GO): autophagosome; autophagosome membrane; cytosol
Molecular function (GO): ubiquitin protein ligase binding
Source: RefSeq, a predicted model, not a curated record